AUGCCGAUCAGCUAUUUCGUCUCGGCAAAGAAGGCGUCGGUCGUGGUAGAAUCGGUUGUCGGAAACUUCACAGGUAUCUGUUCCUUAUUUGUGGUUAUUCAUGUUUGUUUAAUGGUGGAGGACAUGAAAGCGUAAACUUAAUCGUUGCUCGCGGAAAUCGCAUCGAAGUGCAGCUCGUCUCCCCGGAAGGAUUGAAGAAUGUGUGCGAAAUUCCCAUUUACGGACAAGUUCUUACUAUUGCUCUUGUCAAAGGAAAACGAGAUGUAAGUUUACUCAACAUUGAUUCAAAUGGAAACUGUUUCGAAUGAAUGCCACAAUGGUUCCCUUCAGAAGCGUCAAUCGCUCGUCGUGCUCACUGAGAAGUGGCACAUGGCUGUUCUGGCAUAUCGAGAUGGAAAGGUGGUGACUCGUGCUGCUGGAAGCAUCGCAGAUGCAACCGGAAGAGUCUGUGACAGUGUUCUGAGCAUGACGAUUCAUCGAAAUGGGCUCAUUGCCAUCCGCGCAUUCGAAGGAAGUGUCAAGAUGAUUCAGUGGGAGUCGGGAACCGAUCUGCGUCACUUCAACGUCAGAUUUGACUAUGCGAAUGUUUCAGAUUUCAAGUUCGUUGACACUGGAGAAGGUAAGCGAGAACAGUGAAUCUGAAGAAGCAAUCAGUUUUCAGAAGACACUUAUCGCGUCGCUUUCAUUUACGACGAUGACCAUGGAAAGCAUUUGCAGUUUUCGGAUCUGAAUAUCCAGGACAGAGAGUUCAGAACCUACUCACGACAAGCAAGCAUUGCCGCCGACUCGACGUGCCUCAUUCCAGUCCCAGCCCCCAUCAGCGGAGUGAUCGUACUCGGCUCCAAUUCUGUGCUCUACAAAUCGUGAGUGCCCAUGAAUGAACAUAUUCUUAAAUAUAUUUUUCAGAGAUUCGAGAGGAGACAACGACAGCGGAGUGGUUCCGUACACUUGCAGUCUUCUCGAAAACACCACAUUCACAUGUCAUGGACUCGUUGAUUCCUCGGGAGAAAGGUUCAUUCUUUCCGAUACCGAAGGACGUCUUCUCAUGCUUCUGCUCGACGUUUCUGAAGGACCGGGUGGUCAUUAUGCAGUCAAAGAGAUGCGAAUCGACAUGCUCGGAGAGACCUCGAUCGCCGAAUCGAUCAACUACAUCGACAACGGAGUCGUUUUUGUCGGAUCGCGCUUCGGAGACUCGCAACUUGUCCGUCUUAUCCCGGAACCCAACGGACGAGGCACUUACUCGGUUGUUCUGGAGACGUACAGCAAUAUCGGACCGAUUCGAGACAUGAUCAUGGUGGAAUCAGAUGGACAGCCGCAGUUGGUGACAUGUUCCGGCGCCUACAAGGAUGGAUCGCUCCGUGUAAUUCGAAAUGGAAUUGGAAUCGACGAAUUGGCCAGCGUUGACUUGGCCGGAGUCACCGGUAUUUUCCCGAUUCGCAUGAAUUCUGCGUUCGACAACUACCUGAUUGUUUCGCUCCUCGAAGAGACUCACGUUCUUCAAAUCAACGGAGAAGAACUCGAAGACGUGGAACUUCUGCAGGUGCAAGCGGAUACGUCGACCAUUCACGCGGCUUCUCUGUUCGGACCAGACAGUGCGGUCAUUCUUCAAGUUACUGAGAAGCAGGUCCGCCUCAUGUCCUCGGCAGGCAACUCCAAGUUCUGGGAGCCGUCGAACGGAGAGCCGAUUUCGAAAAUUUCCGUGAACACAGUGCACGGACAAGUGGUUCUUGCGGCCAGAGACACUGUCUACUACUUGACAUGUCACGUGGAUCAAGCGGGCGAACUGGAGAUACGCUUGGAGGCGGAGAAAGUGUUCGAAGACGAAAUCGCUUGCCUCGACAUCUCAAACGAGGGAGACGAUUUCAACCAGAAGGCGACGUUUCUCGUGCUUGCCCUUUGGAGAACGUACACGAUGGAAGUGGUUCAACUGAGCGAUCUGAACACUGUCUGCCGAACUGACUUGCCUUCCAAGAUCGUUCCCCGUUCAAUUGUGGCCACUUGCAUCGAAGACGUCCAUUAUCUGCUGGUUGCUCUUGGUGACGGAGCACUCAUUUAUUACGUGUUCGACGUGAAAACGGGAACUCACGGAGAAGCGAAAAAGUCGAGUGUGGGCACUCGUCCGCCGAGUCUCCAUCGUGUCCGCUCCAAGAACCGUCAGCAUCUGUUUGUAUGCUCUGAUCGUCCUGUCAUAAUUUUCUCCGCCAGCAAGAAGCUUGUCUUCUCCAACGUCAACGUCAAACUGGUCAAUACGGUGUGCUCCCUCAGCUCUAGUGCCUAUCGGUGAGGAUUGUUCGUGUUACGUUUUCGACCUUUAACUUUUCAGUGACUGCCUCGUUAUUUCUGAUGGCCAAUCGAUGGUUUUCGGAACUGUCGACGAUAUCCAGAAGAUCCACGUCCGUUCCAUUCCGAUGGGAGAGUGUGUGCUCCGUAUAGCCUACCAGAAAAGCACCGGAACGUACGGAGUGUGCUCCUCGCGCAAUGAGCCACUGAGAAAAACGGAAAGGCAGUUCGCUUCAAAAAGUGCUCUUGCUUUCUCGAGCAGCAGGCCGAAAGGUUCACUCCCAAGCAUAAAUCAGUGGAAAAUUAUCCAUUGCAGUGGCAGGAACUCGCGCCGACGUCGGGGACAACACAUUGAAGACCACCAUUUCGAGCUUCAUGAUCCUUGAUCAGAACACCUUCCAAGUACUCCAUUCUCACGAGUUCGGAAGUUAUGAACUCGCCAUGAGGUGAAUUUGGAAACAGAUAAAGAAAUAAACGAAAAACAUACAAUUUCAGUUGCAUUUCGGGUCAGUUUGCCGGAGAUACGAACGUAUACUACAUCGUCGGAACUGGCCUUGUCUAUCCGGACGAAACGGAGACGAAGCUCGGCAGAAUUAUUGUAUUCGAAGUUGAUGAGAUUGACAAAACGAAAUUGAGACGUGUGCACGAGAUCGUCGUCCGUGGCACUCCGAUGGCACUUCGAAUUCUCAAUGGAAAGCUUGUUGCCGGAAUUAACAGCUCCGUUCGUCUCUUCGAAUGGACGGGCGACAAAGAGCUCCGUCUGGAGUGCAGCAACUUCACACACAUCGGCGUCGUUGACAUCAAAGUGAUGAAUGAAGAGGUGGCGGUGGCCGAUGUGAUGAGAUCGAUUUCUCUUCUCUCGUACCGCCAGAUGGAAGGAACUUUCGACGAAGUAGCGAAGGAUUGGAACAGUCAGUGGAUGGGCACUUUGGAGUUCAUCACGGCCGAGUCAGUCGUGGGCGGAGAAGCUCAUCUGAACAUCUUCACUGUCGAAGUGGACAAGACUCGCUCGGUUACCGACGACAACCGAUACGUGCUCGAACCGACUGGCUACUAUUAUCUGGGAGAGUUUGUCAAGUCGAUGGUCAGGUCGCCACUCGUGCACAUGCCAGAGGACAGCGCCAUCCAAUACAGUCAUCCGAUCAUGUACGGAACAAGUCAAGGAACGAUUGGAAUGCUGGUCCAGAUCGAUGACACCUGGAAGACGUUCCUGAUUGCCAUUGAGAAGGCGAUCGCAGAAUCGAUAAGAAAUUGCAUGCAUAUCGAGCACAACAACUACAGAACAUUCAUCUUUGAAAAACGAUCUGAGCCGGUAAGCAUCGAACAAAAACAUCUGAAGCUCAUUGUUCGUUUCAGCCAACCGGAUUCAUCGACGGAGACCUUGUUGAAUCCAUCCUCGACAUGGACCGUUCAGCAGCGAUCGAAAUUCUCAAAAAAGUUUCCGAUAAAGGAUGGGAUUCCAGUGAGUGACUUGUCAAACAAACGCCAGAAUUGAAUCCGAAAUUACAGAUCUUCCGAGAGAUCCAGUCGAAAUGCUGAAGGUGAUCGAAGAUCUCGCGCGAAUGCACUGA
Messenger RNA from Caenorhabditis sp. 36 PRJEB53466, 3851 nucleotides. Lineage: Eukaryota; Metazoa; Nematoda; Chromadorea; Rhabditida; Rhabditidae. The record is from the annotation of a GenBank genome assembly.